Molecule: messenger RNA, 1161 nt
Organism: Penicillium lagena
Lineage: Eukaryota; Fungi; Ascomycota; Eurotiomycetes; Eurotiales; Aspergillaceae
Gene: lcp5
Product: small subunit rRNA maturation protein LCP5
Exons: 1
Coding region: 1-1161 (386 amino acids)
Biological process (GO): maturation of SSU-rRNA from tricistronic rRNA transcript (SSU-rRNA, 5.8S rRNA, LSU-rRNA)
Cellular component (GO): nucleolus; small-subunit processome
Source: RefSeq, a predicted model, not a curated record
AUGACAGCUUCAGCUCCGACGCCUGCGCGCGUCCAGAAUCUUUCGAAACUACUCGAAGAUCUCACAUCUUGCCUCUCCAGCACCGUUUCAUCUCUGCCCAAGUCCAGCAAGGAUGCGCCGUCCGAUGUCUCGAUCGAACCACCACCAGACGGUAUCUCACUACUUGAUGCGAAGAGCGAAAUUCUCCUCUCCUAUCUUCACAAUUUGGUAUUCUUGAUCAUCUUUCAGCUACGCCAAGCUUCCAAAGAUGACGCACCGGCGGAUUCGACCGAUUCGCUGCGGGACGACAUCGUGAAGAGACUGGUCGAGCUCCGCGUUUUCCUCGAUCGUGGCGUGCGUCCACUCGAGGGACGAUUGAAGUAUCAGGUAGACAAAGUGGUCAAGGCCGCAGAGGAUGCGGAGCGGUCCGAGCGCGGGACUCAGAAGAGCAAGGGCAAGAAAGCACGCAAAUCCGCAGGGUCGGACAGUGACGAAGCCUCCGGGUCUGGCGAGGAAGAUGCCAGUGGCAGCGACGACAGCGAAGACGAGGAUAAUGAAGACGACAUUGACGAGAUGGCACAUCGGCCCAAUAUCGCUGCAUUCUCCAAGGUACAGGUGGCAGAGCAGCAGAAAGCCCUGCCCGCCAAGGGUGCCAAACAACCCAGCGAUGGCAUCUACCGCCCACCGAAGAUCAUGCCCACAGCUCUCCCUACGACUGAGCGCCGAGAACAACGCGAGGAACGUCGGUCGCGUCGGUCCAACGUCAUUGAUGAGUUUGUCACCGCCGAGAUGUCUUCCGCGCCUAUGGCGGAGCCCAGCAUCGGCAGCACGAUUAUUGCUGGUGGCCGACAGACCAAAUCCAAGAAGGACCGUGAGCACGAAGCUGAGCGAGCCGCAUAUGAAGAAACCAACUUUGUGCGCUUACCCAAGGAGACCAAGAAACAGCUGGCCAAACGCCAGGGUGGGAGACGCGAUGCGACCUUUGGUGGCGACGAGUGGAAGGGCCUCACCGAGGGUGCCGAUCGCAUCGAACGCCUCACGCGGCGAGCCAAAGGCAGCGGGGCCGCGUUGGACAAGAGUCGCAAGCGGAAGGGCGUCGAAGACGGACCACGAAACGACGGGGCGAGUAUGGGCCAGAUGUUCGACAAGCGGCGCAAAAAGAUCGAGGGGUGGAAGCGAUAG